GACAGCUGUUUAUUAUUUUUUAGACGACGUGUAUUUUGCAUUUGUUAUUAAAAUAAAUUAGUGAAAAAUACUUCUACACGAAUUUAACUGCAAUUUCACUGCACAAAUAACAAACAAAAUGAGGUGCUUAAUGCUGAUAUUUGGCUUAAUGUUCGUGGCGACGGCGCACGAAGCCAAAGAUUUUGAUGAUUCGGUGCUUUACAAAAUUGAUUUCGAAAUACCCGAUUUGUUGGGCCAACCGGAGCUAAAUAAUCAGCUACGGUCGUUUUACACACUGGACAAAGAGAAGUAUGAAUGUUUGAUUCCCACUUUGGAGACGCCCAAAGAGGAGGAGAAAUCCAAUCAGCCAGAGCUGUCACCAAUUGGCAUUCUACAGCCGAUAUUCUCGGGACCCACCUGCUCCUAUCGCAUCGAAGCCUAUUGGUCAUAUGAGAUAUGCCAUGGCCACCAUGUGCGGCAGUAUCAUGAGGAACGUGAGGGUAAAAAUGUGAAAUUCCAAGAGUAUUAUUUGGGCAAAUGGAGUGAGGAAAAGACUGAGCUGGCAAAAAAAGAAUGGGAGGCCGAACGCAAGGCUGGCGGUGGCAAGCCCAAGUACAAGACGCUGAAAAUUGACAAUACUCGUUAUCCGUAUUUCGAAAUGGAAUUCAACGAUGGCACCAUGUGCGACAUUAUUGAGGCACCGCGCACAACAAUGGUGCGUUAUGUGUGCUACCCACAUGGCAAGGAUGAUAUUUAUUCGUUUAAAGAGACUUCGUCAUGCAAUUAUGAAGCCAUCAUUCUGACAUCGUCGUUAUGCAGUAUUCCUGCCUUUCAUGCCGAGGAAACUAAAGAGAUUUCAAUUAAAUGUUUCAAUUCACCAACGGAGACGCACAAACCUUUGAGUAUGCUGCGUCAAGAGCUCAAGGAAUGGACGGAUAGUGAAAGUGAUUUACUCAUUUCAAAGGAGAACAAAAUGCCAUCCAAAUUGUGGACAAAGUCGGAUGUAGAGAAUAUUAUCUUAGAGAUGAUGGCCAAUGACGAAAUUGAUAGUCAAACCGCAUAUCAACAGCUUGUCUUAUCUCGAAAUACACAAGGAACAACACCAGCACCUUUAAAUGAUAUGACACCGCUUAUUGAAUUCAUAUCCGGGAAAAACUGUCUAACUGGCGGCACUGGUUGGUGGAAAUAUGAAUUCUGUUACGGUCGACAUGUACGUCAAUUCCAUAAGGACAAAAACAGCGAAGUAGAACUGUUUCUGGGCUACUAUUCAGAAGAACUGCAUCGAGCUUGGUAUGCUACCCAACCUGAGAAGGGGGCCCGACAAGCGGUCUCUUCGUCAUUGUGGCAUCACUACUCAAAGGGUACACACUGUGAUCAGACUGGAUUGCCGCGUGAAGUGAACGUUAAACUCACCUGCACUCCAGUUACGUCCAGCGGCACUGCAGUGUCUAUGUAUUUGAUGGAGCCAAAGACAUGCCAUUAUAUUUUGGUAGUGGAAUCGCCCAUUAUUUGUGGUCUUAUGCAGUAUGCAGAUGAAAAUGAUCUAGUUAGUCUGGAACAUUUACAAAAGAUUUUGACUGUAGACAAAUCAACGACACCACCCACAACAGCUCGGACUGCAGAAUCCGAGGAGCAGAUACGGUCUUAGAUUCCAUGGGGUAGUAAAUUAAUAAAUAAUAUAAAUACACAUUAAAUAU
Molecule: messenger RNA, 1676 nt
Organism: Drosophila albomicans
Lineage: Eukaryota; Metazoa; Arthropoda; Insecta; Diptera; Drosophilidae
Product: endoplasmic reticulum lectin 1
Exons: 4
Coding region: 119-1627 (502 amino acids)
Biological process (GO): endoplasmic reticulum unfolded protein response; retrograde protein transport, ER to cytosol
Cellular component (GO): endoplasmic reticulum lumen
Source: RefSeq, a predicted model, not a curated record